Molecule: messenger RNA, 272 nt
Organism: Scutellospora calospora
Lineage: Eukaryota; Fungi; Glomeromycota; Glomeromycetes; Diversisporales; Gigasporaceae
Source: the annotation of a GenBank genome assembly
ACAGUGACUCAGAAAUCCAAGAACAACUAUUGACUACAACCUCAUCCUCCUCUACAAAUAUGGAGAUUGAAAAAGUCAACACUGAUCAGGAUGUUGUUCUAAUAGAAACAAAUGAAAAUAAUAGUGCAGACGAUAAUACAUCUACAACAACCACUAUGAAAAUACUCAAAAACAAAUCUAACAAGAAGGAACAAAAUCAUGUCAAACUAUCAGGUCUUACAAGAAAAAGAAAUCUCCAAUCAGAUAAUGAAACAAAAGGUGGUCGCCACUAG